Molecule: messenger RNA, 3148 nt
Organism: Mesocricetus auratus (golden hamster)
Lineage: Eukaryota; Metazoa; Chordata; Mammalia; Rodentia; Cricetidae
Gene: Ikbke
Product: inhibitor of nuclear factor kappa B kinase subunit epsilon
Exons: 22
Coding region: 350-2497 (715 amino acids)
Biological process (GO): peptidyl-serine phosphorylation
Cellular component (GO): cytoplasm
Molecular function (GO): ATP binding; protein serine/threonine kinase activity
Source: RefSeq, a predicted model, not a curated record
AGUGUGACUUAACUGAGAGCCUGAGCUCUGCUGUCCUGGGUACCCACUGCUCUGAGAGAGGCAAGAAAGAAACCUCAGGCCCAGGGCUAGCUUUGCUGCAUGUGGAUGCUGGAGGCCCAUGACUACCAGGAUGUUCUAGGCACUGCCCACGAUUGACUUCAAGGCCUGAAAUCCCUGGGGAUGCCACCCAGUCCCACAAGUCUGCAUUCCCCUGCAGCUGAGCUAGGAGAUGGGCUCAGCUCCUGAACUUGCCCCAGACAGAAAGCAUAACACACACUCGCCAGGGAGAGUCUGCCUGAUUCUGGGCCACUCUGAGUGCAAGUAAGUGGGAAGUAGCCAAGCCUGGGAGAUGCAGAGUACAGCUAAUUACCUAUGGCACACUGAUGACCUGCUAGGGCAGGGGGCCACUGCCAGUGUGUACAAGGCCCGAAACAAGAAAUCUGGGGAGGUGGUUGCUGUAAAGGUCUUCAACUCAGCCAGCUACCGGCGGCCCCCCGAGGUGCAAGUGAGGGAGUUUGAGGUGCUGCGGAAGCUGGAUCACCAGAAUGUCGUCAAGCUGUUCGCUGUGGAGGAAACGGGAGGCGGCCGGCAGAAGGUGAUAGUGAUGGAGUACUGCUCCAGCGGGAGCCUGCUGAGUGUGCUGGAAGACCCUGAGAACACAUUCGGGCUCCCUGAGGAGGAGUUCCUGGUGGUCCUACGCUGUGUGGUGGCUGGCAUGAACCACCUGCGGGAGAACGGCAUCGUCCACCGGGACAUCAAGCCUGGGAACAUCAUGCGCCUGGUCGGGGAGGAGGGGCAGAGCAUCUAUAAGCUGUCUGACUUCGGGGCCGCUCGGAAGCUGGACGAUGAGGAGAAGUUUGUCUCUGUCUAUGGCACAGAGGAAUACCUGCACCCUGACAUGUAUGAGCGGGCCGUGCUUCGCAAACCCCAGCAAAAGGCGUUUGGGGUGACUGUGGAUCUCUGGAGUAUUGGGGUGACCCUGUACCAUGCAGCCACCGGUAGUCUGCCCUUCAUCCCCUUUGGUGGGCCCCGGCGCAACAAGGAGAUCAUGUACAGAAUCACCACAGAGAAGCCAAGCGGGGCCAUUUCAGGGACUCAGAGGCAGGAAAACGGGCCCCUGGAGUGGAGCUAUAGCCUCCCCAUCACCUGCAGACUGUCCAUGGGGCUGCAGAACCAGUUGGUGCCCAUCCUGGCCAACAUCCUGGAGGCAGAGCAGGCUAAGUGCUGGGGCUUCGACCAGUUCUUUGCAGAGACCAGCGACAUCCUGCAGCGAAUUGUCAUCCAUGUCUUCUCCCUGCCCCAGGCGGUCCUGCACCAUGUCUACAUCCAUGCCCACAACACGAUUGCCAUCUUCUUGGAGGCUGUGUAUGAGCAGACCAACGUGCCCCCGAAACACCAGGAGUACCUCUUUGAGGGCCACCCUUGUGUCCUUGAGUCGAGCCUCUCAGUGCAGCACAUCGCCCCCACAACUGCCAGCAGCCCCCUGGUUCUGUUCAGCAUGGCCAGCGACACCCCCAAGGGCCUGACCUUCAGGGACCCUGCUCUGGACGUCCCAAAGUUCGUCCCCAAGGUGGACCUACAGUCAGAUUACAACACCGCUAAGGGCGUGCUGGGCGCUGGCUACCAGGCCCUGUGGCUGGCGCGGGUCCUGCUGGAUGGGCAAGCCUUGAUGCUCCGAGGGUUACACUGGGUCCUGGAGAUACUUCACAGCAUGUGCCAGCAGACCCUGGAGGUCACGCAGACAGCCCUCCUCUUCCUCAGCAGUGGCCUGGGCAUUGAAAGGCUCAGCAGUGGGGCUGGGAUGCCCGACUUCCAGGAACUAAAGGAGGCCAUGGAGCUGAGGUCCAGGCUGCAGACUUUUUCAGAGGUCCUCUCUAGAUGUUCCCAUAAUGUCACAGAAAUCCAAGUGAGCCUGAGCUGCCUGGGCAGAGAGUUUCUGAAGAACCAGAAUCAGAUCCACGAUGACAGCCGAAGCAUCCAGAAGAUUCAGUGUUGUUUGGACAAGAUGCACUUCAUCUACAAACAGUUCAAGAAAUCUAGGAUGAGGCCAGGACUCAGCUACAAUGAGGAGCAGAUCCACAAGCUGGAUAAGGUGAAUUUUAGCCAUGUAGCCAAGAGGCUGCUGCAGGUGUUCCAGGAGGAGUGCGUGCAGAAGUAUCAGACGUCUCUGGUCACACAUGGCAAGCGGAUAAGGCAGGUGCAGAAGGCUCAGAACCACCUACACCUCAUUGGCCGAUCGGUGACUGCCUGUAGCACAGAAGCCCGGGAAGCCCAAGACAACCUGAGCAAGAUCCUUGAUCGGCUUCUUCUGGACAGAGCACCAGAGCCUCAGACCUCACCACACCCUGUGGCUCCCCAUCCAAGUUCUGACCCGGAGGACCUGGUCUGCCACAUGCAGGAACUUUGUGACGAUAUGAAGCUGUUGGCCUUUGAUCUCCAGGAAAACAACCGCCUCAUCGAGCGGUUACAGAGACUUCCAUCAGCGCCAGAUGUCUGAGCUCCAUGGGGGGCCAUUAGCAUCAGUCAUACAGUACCCCUGCACCAUGAGACAGAAUACAGGGCAAGGUCUGGCCCCAUCUCACCAGCCUACCUCCAUCAAGGCCACUGGCCAAAAAGCUAGCAUUACUUUGGCUGCCUGUCCUCUUGGGAAGCAGUUGGGACAGGGCUUCCUAGCCAUCCUGGAGAGUACGCAUAGGAGAACAUGCAGCUACCACUGCCUCAUCCAGAACUGUUCCUCGUUACCCAGGCCUGGAGGUCUGAACUCAGGAGGGCCUUGGGAAGGGGCUGAGCCCUCCCACUGCUCUGAACUCCCGGGGAUCAGCAGGCUCUCAGGGGGUUCUCUGGGGUGCUGGAGUAGAGAACUUAAUCGGCAAGACUUCCCAUUGCCUGCUACUUCCUGAGUGUCCCCAUCCCUGCUCCCAGGCAACCCACAAACUGCCCCUUUGUGCUUUAUCUGGAGGAAACUGCGGUUGAGAAGGUGGGUGGUUAAGGCCAGCUGCUGGCGCUUUGGGGACCCUUGGUGCUGAGAAACAGCUGGUCAGUAUCUACAACAGGCAGCCGUGCCAUCUGGACAGAUGGAAAGCAGAGUCCUAAGGAGACAGCAGGCCUACACCUUCGGAAAUGGAAUAAAUGGACCACCUUUUCUCUU